Molecule: messenger RNA, 5977 nt
Organism: Suncus etruscus (white-toothed pygmy shrew)
Lineage: Eukaryota; Metazoa; Chordata; Mammalia; Eulipotyphla; Soricidae
Gene: MYH7
Product: myosin heavy chain 7
Exons: 39
Coding region: 67-5874 (1935 amino acids)
Cellular component (GO): myosin complex
Molecular function (GO): cytoskeletal motor activity; ATP binding; actin filament binding
Source: RefSeq, a predicted model, not a curated record
CAGGUACCCCGUCAACUUGAACUCUUUCUCCUAGAGACUUGCCUUUGAGAAGCCAAAGGGGCAGCAAUGGCAGAUGCAGAGAUGUCAUCAUUCGGGGCUGCAGCACCCUUUCUGCGCAAGUCGGAGAAGGAGCGGCUGGAAGCCCAGACCCGGCCAUUUGACCUCAAGAAGGAUGUCUUCGUGCCUGAUGACAAAGAAGAGUUUGUCAAGGCCAAGAUUGUGUCUCGGGAAGGCGGCAAAGUCACUGCUGAGACAGAGAAUGGCAAGACGGUGACCGUGAAGGAGGAUCAGGUGCUACAGCAGAACCCACCCAAAUUUGAUAAGAUUGAGGACAUGGCCAUGCUGACCUUCCUGCACGAGCCUGCCGUGCUUUUCAACCUCAAGGAGCGCUAUGCCUCCUGGAUGAUCUAUACAUACUCCGGCCUCUUCUGUGUCACCGUGAACCCCUAUAAGUGGCUGCCUGUGUACAAUGCCGAGGUGGUGGCUGCAUAUCGGGGCAAGAAGAGAAGCGAGGCCCCACCCCACAUUUUCUCCAUCUCAGACAAUGCCUAUCAGUACAUGCUGACAGACAGAGAAAACCAGUCCAUCCUCAUCACUGGAGAAUCCGGGGCAGGGAAAACAGUCAACACCAAGAGGGUGAUUCAGUACUUUGCUGUCAUUGCUGCCAUUGGGGACCGCAGCAAGAAGGACCAGAACCCAGGCAAGGGCACCCUGGAGGACCAGAUCAUCCAGGCCAAUCCCGCUCUAGAGGCCUUUGGCAAUGCCAAGACAGUGCGGAAUGACAACUCAUCCCGUUUCGGGAAAUUCAUUCGAAUCCAUUUUGGGGCCACUGGAAAGUUGGCAUCUGCUGAUAUUGAGACCUAUCUCCUGGAGAAGUCCAGAGUUAUUUUCCAGCUGAAGUCAGAGAGAGAUUAUCACAUUUUCUACCAAAUCCUGUCUAACAAAAAGCCAGAGUUAUUAGACAUGCUGCUGAUCACCAACAACCCCUAUGAUUAUGCGUUCAUCUCCCAAGGAGAGACCACAGUGGCUUCCAUCGAUGACUCUGAGGAGCUCCUGGCCACUGAUAGCGCCUUUGAUGUGCUGGGCUUCACUCCCGAGGAGAAGAGCUCCAUCUACAAGCUGACGGGUGCCAUCAUGCAUUUUGGGAACAUGAAAUUCAAGCAGAAACAGCGAGAGGAGCAGGCCGAGCCUGAUGGCACCGAAGAGGCUGACAAGUCUGCCUACCUCAUGGGGCUGAACUCGGCUGACCUGCUCAAGGGGCUGUGCCACCCCCGGGUGAAAGUGGGCAAUGAGUAUGUCACCAAAGGGCAGAAUGUCCAACAGGUGUCAUAUGCCAUUGGCGCCCUGGCCAAGUCUGUGUAUGAGAAGAUGUUCAACUGGAUGGUGACACGCAUCAACGCCAGCCUGGAGACCAAGCAGCCGCGCCAGUACUUCAUAGGGGUCCUGGACAUCGCUGGCUUUGAGAUCUUUGAUUUCAACAGCUUCGAGCAGCUGUGCAUCAACUUCACCAAUGAGAAGCUGCAGCAGUUCUUCAAUCACCACAUGUUCGUGCUGGAGCAGGAAGAGUACAAGAAGGAGGGCAUCGAGUGGGAGUUCAUCGACUUUGGCAUGGACCUGCAGGCCUGCAUUGACCUCAUCGAGAAGCCCAUGGGCAUCAUGUCCAUCCUGGAGGAAGAGUGCAUGUUCCCCAAGGCCUCUGACAUGACCUUCAAGGCCAAGUUGUAUGACAACCACCUGGGCAAGUCCAACAACUUCCAGAAGCCCCGCAAUGUCAAGGGCAAGCAGGAAGCCCACUUCUCACUAGUACAUUAUGCUGGCACUGUGGACUACAACAUCCUUGGAUGGCUGCAAAAGAACAAAGACCCACUGAAUGAGACAGUGGUGGGCUUGUACCAGAAGUCCUCCCUCAAGUUGCUCAGCAACCUGUUUGCCAAUUAUGCUGGAGCUGACGCACCUGCUGACAAGGGCAAAGGCAAAGCCAAGAAAGGCUCCUCCUUCCAGACAGUGUCAGCUGUGCACAGGGAAAACCUGAACAAGCUGAUGACCAACUUGCGCUCAACACACCCCCACUUCGUGCGUUGCAUCAUCCCCAAUGAGACAAAAUCUCCAGGGGUGAUGGACAAUCCCCUGGUCAUGCACCAGCUCCGCUGUAAUGGUGUGCUGGAGGGAAUCCGCAUCUGCAGGAAGGGCUUCCCCAAUCGCAUCCUCUAUGGGGACUUCCGCCAGCGGUACCGCAUCCUGAACCCCGCCGCCAUCCCCGAGGGCCAGUUCAUUGACAGUAAGAAAGGAGCAGAGAAGCUGCUGGGCUCACUGGACAUUGACCACAACCAGUACAAGUUUGGCCACACCAAGGUGUUCUUCAAGGCGGGGCUACUAGGGCAGCUGGAGGAGAUGCGAGACGAGAGGCUGAGCCGCAUCAUCACCCGAAUCCAAGCUCAGUCCCGGGGUGUGCUCUCCAGAAUGGAGUUCAAGAAGCUGCUAGAGCGCAGGGAUGCCCUACUAGUCAUCCAGUGGAAUAUCCGGGCCUUCAUGGGGGUCAAGAACUGGCCCUGGAUGAAACUCUACUUUAAGAUCAAGCCACUGUUGAAGACUGCUGAGACAGAGAAGGAGAUGGCCAACAUGAAGGAGGAGUUUGGGCGCCUCAAGGAGGCACUGGAGAAAUCCGAGGCUCGGCGCAAGGAACUAGAGGAGAAGAUGGUGUCACUGCUGCAGGAGAAGAAUGACCUACAGCUCCAAGUGCAAGCGGAACAGGACAACCUGGCUGACGCAGAGGAGCGCUGUGACCAGCUGAUCAAGAACAAGAUCCAGCUGGAGGCCAAGGUGAAGGAGAUGACAGAGAGGAUGGAGGAUGAGGAGGAGAUGAAUGCUGAGCUCACUGCCAAGAAGCGUAAGCUGGAAGACGAGUGUUCAGAGCUCAAAAGGGACAUUGAUGACCUUGAGCUAACACUGGCCAAGGUGGAGAAAGAGAAGCAUGCAACAGAGAAUAAGGUGAAGAACCUGACAGAGGAGAUGGCUGGGCUGGAUGAGAUCAUCGCCAAACUGACCAAAGAGAAGAAAGCGCUGCAAGAGGCCCACCAGCAGGCUCUGGAUGACCUCCAGGCUGAAGAGGACAAGGUCAACACACUGACCAAAUCCAAGGUCAAGCUGGAGCAGCAGGUCGAUGAUCUGGAGGGCUCCCUGGAGCAGGAGAAAAAGGUGAGGAUGGACCUGGAGAGAGCCAAGAGGAAGCUGGAGGGUGACCUGAAGCUGACUCAGGAGAGCAUCAUGGACUUGGAGAAUGACAAGCAGCAGCUGGAAGAAAAGCUCAAGAAGAAAGAGUUCGACAUUAAUCAGCAGAACAGUAAGAUUGAAGACGAGCAGGCACUGGCUCUCCAGCUGCAGAAGAAGUUGAAAGAAAAUCAGGCACGCAUCGAGGAGCUGGAGGAGGAGCUGGAGGCCGAGCGCACAGCCAGGGCCAAGGUGGAGAAGCUGCGCUCUGACCUGUCCCGAGAGCUGGAGGAGAUCAGCGAGCGGCUGGAAGAGGCCGGCGGGGCCACGUCGGCGCAGAUCGAGAUGAACAAGAAGCGUGAGGCCGAGUUCCAGAAGAUGAGGCGCGACCUGGAGGAGGCCACGCUGCAGCACGAGGCCACGACGGCGGCCCUGCGCAAGAAGCACGCCGACAGCGUGGCUGAGCUGGGCGAGCAGAUCGACAACCUGCAGCGAGUUAAGCAGAAGCUGGAGAAGGAGAAGAGCGAGUUCAAGCUGGAGCUGGACGACGUUACCUCCAACAUGGAGCAGAUUAUCAAGGCCAAGGCUAACAUAGAGAAGAUGUGUCGCACCCUGGAAGAUCAAAUGAAUGAGCAUAGAACCAAGGCAGAGGAAACACAGCGUUCGGUCAAUGACCUCACCACCCAGAGGGCAAAACUGCAAACUGAGAAUGGUGAGCUGUCCCGGCAACUGGAUGAAAAAGAAGCGCUGAUCUCACAGCUGACCCGAGGCAAGCUUACCUAUACCCAGCAAAUGGAGGACCUCAAGAGGCAACUGGAGGAGGAGGUGAAGGCCAAAAAUGCCCUGGCACACGCGGUGCAGUCGGCCCGCCAUGACUGCGACCUGCUGCGUGAGCAGUACGAGGAGGAGACAGAGGCCAAGGCAGAGCUGCAGCGCGUCCUGUCCAAGGCCAACUCGGAGGUGGCCCAGUGGAGGACCAAGUACGAGACAGACGCCAUCCAGAGGACAGAGGAGCUGGAGGAAGCCAAGAAGAAGCUGGCCCAGAGACUGCAGGACGCCGAGGAGGCGGUGGAGGCCGUCAACGCCAAGUGCUCCUCGCUGGAGAAGACCAAGCACCGGCUGCAGAAUGAGAUCGAGGACCUCAUGGUGGACGUCGAGCGCUCCAACGCCGCUGCUGCAGCCCUGGACAAGAAGCAGAGGAAUUUCGACAAGAUCCUGGCUGAGUGGAAGCAGAAGUACGAGGAGUCGCAGUCGGAGCUCGAGUCCUCGCAGAAGGAGGCCCGCUCGCUCAGCACCGAGCUCUUCAAGCUCAAGAAUGCCUACGAGGAGUCGCUGGAGCACCUGGAGACCUACAAGCGCGAGAACAAGAACCUCCAGGAGGAGAUCUCCGACCUGACGGAGCAGCUGGGCGAGGGAGGCAAGAAUGUGCAUGAGCUGGAGAAGGUCCGCAAGCAGCUGGAGGUGGAGAAGAUGGAGCUGCAGUCGGCGCUGGAGGAGGCCGAGGCUUCCUUGGAGCAUGAGGAGGGCAAGAUCCUGCGGGCCCAGCUGGAGUUCAAUCAGAUCAAGGCCGAGAUUGAGAGGAAGCUGGCAGAGAAGGACGAGGAGAUGGAGCAAGCCAAACGCAACCACUUGCGCAUGGUGGACUCGCUGCAGACCUCCCUGGACUCAGAGACACGCAGCCGCAAUGAGGCCCUGCGGGUGAAGAAGAAGAUGGAGGGCGAUCUCAAUGAGAUGGAGAUCCAGCUCAGCCAUGCCAACCGCAUGGCUGCCGAGGCUCAGAAGCAAGUCAAGGGCCUCCAGGGCUUGCUGAAGGACACACAGGUUCAGCUAGACGACGCGGUCCAUGCCAAUGAUGAUCUGAAGGAGAACAGCGCCAUCGUGGACCGUCGCAACACUCUGCUACAAGCUGAGCUGGAGGAGUUGCGUGCUAUGGUGGAGCAGACAGAGCGCUCAAGGAAGCUGGCCGAGCAGGAACUGAUUGAGACCAGCGAGCGGGUGCAGCUGCUGCACUCACAGAACACCAGCCUCAUCAACCAGAAGAAGAAGAUGGAGUCAGAUGUGAGUCAGCUGCAUUCAGAAGUGGAAGAAGCAGUACAGGAGUGCAGGAACGCUGAGGAGAAGGCCAAGAAAGCUAUCACAGACGCUGCCAUGAUGGCAGAGGAGCUGAAGAAGGAGCAGGACACCAGUGCGCACCUGGAGCGCAUGAAGAAGAACAUGGAGCAGACCAUUAAGGACCUGCAGCACCGACUGGAUGAGGCUGAGCAGAUCGCCCUCAAGGGAGGCAAGAAGCAAGUGCAGAAACUGGAAGCCCGAGUGCGAGAGCUGGAGAAUGAGUUGGAGACUGAGCAGAAGCGCAAUGUGGAGUCUGUCAAGGGCAUGAGGAAGAGUGAGCGUCGCAUCAAGGAGCUCACCUACCAGACUGAGGAGGAUAGGAAGAACCUGCUGCGGCUACAGGACCUGGUGGACAAGCUGCAACUGAAGGUCAAGGCGUACAAGAGACAGGCUGAGGAGGCGGAGGAACAGGCCAACACCAAUUUGUCCAAGUUCCGCAAAGUGCAGCAUGAGCUGGAUGAGGCGGAGGAGCGGGCAGACAUCGCUGAGUCACAGGUCAACAAGCUUCGGGCCAAGAGCCGCGACAUUGGCACCAAAGGUUUGAACGAGGAGUAACCUGGCCAUUCCUCUUGCUGUGCCUGCUCAGCUUCAGGCCCUAGAGCCGACUACACACCCCUUUGGAGGAAGCAGAAUAAAGUGAUUUUCCUUGAAACUAAAA